AGCCAAUAAAAAAAUAAAAACCGUGCCUCUAAAUUAUUGUACUUAAUUUUUAUGUACAAAAUUACCAGAGCUAAGUGUAAGUGUGUGUGUGUAUCUUAGAGUGUGUGUGUGUGUGAGAGCUUAUACGUGUAUGCAGUGUUCUAGUGCGUGUGUGUGCCUCUUUAUCAAUUGCUCCACAUAACAAAAAAAAAAAAAAAUAGAAAAAAAAUUUCAUUUCAUUGAAGUGUUUGACAGCAAAGUCAGUCAACAACGGGGCACUACGCUAAAAACUACAAGGAGAAGCAGAGACAGACUGAGAGUGCGAUAGAGUGAGGAGGAGGCGCAGCUUAAAACGCAGCCACAACACCAACAAAAGCAACACUAGCUAAGUGAGUGUGUCUGAGUGUGUGAGAGAGAGAGAUAUAGAUACAGAGGGAGAAGGCAAAUCGAAUCGGUGCGUUGAGGUGUUUGACAAUAUGUUGAGCCCCCAUAAUGAAGGAAAUUGAUACGGAGACAACAGUAGUAUGGCCAGCCUGGUGUUAUUCCGGUAACACGCCCACCGACAUCUUGCAACAGAAGCCAGCCAAGGCAACAACAGCCAACACAUCGACGCCCUCGCAUCCCAAUCACGAAAAUCAAUUUAGUUGCCUGCCCACCGCCGAGGCGGCCACCAAACGCAGGCGUCUGGAACGCUUGGCCAGUGAUCUGAAUUCGCUCAGCUCCAGCUGCAACAAUUCCUUUGAUCAGGAUUAUACUCCGAAAAUGCUCAGUGAGCGUUCCCUGCUAUUAAGCGGCUAUGGAGCUGCCAUCGAGAGUACAGCCAAAAAGUUGAGUGAGGCGGCCACUGGCGGUGGCGGUGGCGUUGGUGCCUCUGCCGGCGGUUCGUCGGCGGCAAAUCAACCCAAUACGGCAUCAGGUGCAGCCACAUCUUCAUCCUCUUCCUCCUCAUCAUCAUCGUCGUCGUCGGCGGCGGUGGCGGCAGCAACAGCAAAUAAUGCCACAGCGGCAGCAGCUGCAGCCUAUGCUGCUCUCUACUUUGGCAAGGUCAAGAAUGAGAAAUUGUCACCGUUGCAUGUGGAUUCGCUAAAGGAUGCCAUCAUGGAUGCAACGACGCCUAUGGUCUCCCUACACAUGAAUAGUAUCAACAACAACAACAACAAUAGCUCCAUGAGCAACAACAACAGCAAUUGCAACAUCAGUACAAGUCCACAACAUUUAAACAUAAAUGUCAAACGGGAACGCCUCAGUCCCGCAACUAACAGCAGCAACAAUGGUGAUUCAUCAGCCGUUCCAUUUGCCAGAUCUCAGAGCGCCACUCCCUCAAACUCAUCAUCGUAUCGCGGAGGAGGAGGAGGAGGUAGUGGUGGUACUGGUGGCCUUUCCCCCCAGCAACAGCAACAACAGCAACAACAAAGAUUAAGUCCGCCCAGUUCUCAGACAACGCACAUGCCAAUGCACAAUUUGUCAUCAAAUUUGCUUAAUAGCAUUCAACAGGCUCAGGCCCAGCAGCAACAACAGCAACAGCAACAUAGAAGCAAUAGUAAUAGUAGUACAGUUAACACGGGAAAUGUUAGUGGUUCAUCGAAUGCGACAAAUACUGCAACUGGAACCAGUUCAGCUAAUCCCACAGACUUUUCCACGCGCAAUUAUUCAGAUAUAAUGCGUUGCCUGGCGGCCAAGUACAAUAAUACAAAUCCCAAUGACAAUAAUACAACACGUCGCAAUUCCUAUUACGACAGCAGCAGCAGCAACAGCGGCGGCGGCGGCGGCAACACUGGAAUCGGCGGUGGUGCUGCAUCCUUAGGUGGCAAUUCCUCCGAGCGUCUUACCAAAUCGAGCAAUGUAAACUCAUCAGUGAAUAACUCCAGUAACACGAAUAGCAGCAGCACCAGCAACAACAACAACAGCACCACAAAGAAGCUCUCACCCUCAGCCACAGCCACAGUCGCAGGCACUUCAUCAUCUGUCAGUCUGACCAAGGAGGCCAAAGUGGCAGCGGCAGCAGCGGCGGCGGCGGCGGCGGCGGCGGCGGCGGUCGGAGCUGGUGUGAUAGCCAAUAGUAUGCCACCCGCUGCCGCACAUUCGCCCACAGAGCAGGCUAAAAAUCAAAUGGCUGCCGUAGUGGCCGCUGCUAGUGUUUCACCAUUUAUGAGUAACUUUUUGCCCUUCUCGACGGGUAUAUUUCCGCCAUUGAUGGACAUGAGCAGUACCCAAGCAUUGAUCACUCUGGCGCGUGCCGCCAAAGAUGUCCAAAUUCAACAGUUUUUGCGCGGUAAACAGCAGCAGCAACAACAACGUUCCAGUUCCAAUGCCUCCUCACCCAGUGCCAGUGCGGCAGGCACGCCACGUCCCAGUAUAAAUGCUGCACUUCAGCAGGCGGCUCAAUUUGUUACACCCGCUUUAAUCUACUCGGCGCAACUGCAACAGCAACAGUCUCAUCACGCCUCGCGCCAGUCUAGUCCACGUUCCAAUGCGGAGGCUGCAGCGGCGGCGCCUAUUGGCAGUGGUGGUGGUGGUGGUGGUGCUGGUGGCUCAUCGGUUGCGUCGGCGGCGCCGUUAGAUUUGAGCUCCCAACCGCCAGCCGCCAAACGUUUUAAGGCUGAACACACCGAUCCCCAAAGCCUGCAGCUGGCAACGCGUCGUGCUAGCUCAACAGCAACGACGACGACAACAACAACAGCAUCUUCCACACCAUCCCCGCCACUUUCGGAACAGGCCACCACCAACAAUAACAACAACAACAACAACGAUGAGGCCAACGUCAACGCCAACGCAACAUCCACAGGAGCUGCUGCAGCAGCAGCAACAACAUUGCGUCAAUGCCAGGCCCAAAGCGAAGAGGUUAAUUCUUGGUCUGUGGACGAUGUCUGCACCUUUGUGGGUGGAAUUGAUAUAUGCGCCGAAUACGUUCAGUCAUUUCGUGAUCAGUCUAUCGAUGGCACUGGCCUGCCGCUCUUAACCGAAGAUCAUUUGGUUAACUCGCUGGGCAUGAAACUGGGGCCGGCAUUGAAACUACGCUCCAUAUUGGCGAAGAAAUUGGGCGGUCCGUGUCCGUGUGUUGCGUGUGUUGCCCAGGCCCAACAAAUGUUGGCACUGCAGACGGGUGGUGCGGCACCAGCAACAGCAACAGCAACAACAACGACAACGGCAACAACCACAUCUCCGACUACAACUAGUUGUAGUUUGAAAAAGGAGAUUUGUAAUGGCAGCGAUAAUAACAGCAAUAGCAGCAGCAGCAGCAGCAACAACAGCGAUGCGCCAACAACAGCAGCAGCAGCAACAAGUUCACCCAGCAACAUGUUACUCUUGCCAGUGUUGCCGUGUAGCAUUAGUGAUGCCAGCAGUUGAAUUGGCAUCCUUAUGAAUAUUUAAUAGCAGCAACAUGCAUACACACAACGAUAUCUGUAGCAACAUGUUGCUAUUUGCCAGUGUUGCCUUGCAGCGGCAUAAAACUGACAUCCUUAUGAAUAUUUAAUGCUAACUAAUUGCAUUUCAAUUUUGCAAAAUUGUUAAACCAAAUGAGCUUUCAACAAAAUAAAAAAAAAAAAAGAAAGAAAAUUAAAACAAAACACAUAACUCUAUGUAUAAAAUAUAAAAGUAAUUUAAUUGCUAGCUAAAAUAGACUAAAGUUGUACACUUUAAGAGAGACAACAACUAAAAAUAACAACAACGACAACAAGAAUCGCAAAGUCUUCCAAUUUGCACAAAACACAAACAAACAAAAAAAAAAACAGAUUAAA
Messenger RNA from Drosophila willistoni, 3719 nucleotides. RefSeq lists its product as uncharacterized. The transcript is spliced from 7 exons. Lineage: Eukaryota; Metazoa; Arthropoda; Insecta; Diptera; Drosophilidae. Gene Ontology annotation, molecular function: protein binding. The record is from RefSeq and is a predicted model, not a curated record. Bases 472 to 3327 code for a protein of 951 amino acids.